Messenger RNA from Seriola dumerili (greater amberjack), 996 nucleotides. RefSeq names its product fibroblast growth factor 12-like. NCBI's taxonomy places the organism in Eukaryota, Metazoa, Chordata, Actinopteri, Carangiformes, Carangidae. The transcript is spliced from 5 exons. The coding region runs from base 365 to 958 and encodes 197 amino acids. The record is from RefSeq and is a predicted model, not a curated record. Gene Ontology annotation, molecular function: growth factor activity; fibroblast growth factor receptor binding. Gene Ontology annotation, cellular component: cytoplasm. Gene Ontology annotation, biological process: cell differentiation; positive regulation of protein phosphorylation; regulation of cell migration.
GCACGAGCCUGAACGUCCGCAGGAGGAAAAACGGCUAAGAAGGAGAGGAGAACCGAGGAGGAUUUCAGAAAAAACACGUUCGUUUCUGUUUUUAUCCGCGCGGGUCGCUUCUUCCCGGUGCGUCCCUCCUUCCUCCCUCCUCCUCCUAAUCCUCCACCUCCUCUUCCUCCUUCUCUCUCGCCGAUAUCGAUCUAUAAGGUGAUCGGCGAUCAUAUUUUCUCCGGCUCGACGCUUGUUGACUACAGCUGACUCAGGAAGGAAGGAGGGAUAUAAAGGACGGAAGAAAAGCAAAGGAAGGAAGUAAAGUAGGCAAGUGGAUUUGUGACGGGGGCCAGAAGACCACCAAGCCGCACCGCACCCGGAGAUGGAGGGCAAAGAGAAGGCACCGGCAGAGCCACAGCUGAAGGGCAUUGUGACACGUCUCUUCAGUGAGCAGGGUUUCUAUCUGCAGAUGCAGCCUGAUGGAACCAUCAGUGGAAACAAGGACGAGAACAGCGACUACACUCUGUUUAACCUGAUCCCAGUGGGUUUGAGGGUUGUGGCCAUCCAGGGAGUGAAAGCUGGACUCUACGUGGCCAUGAACGCAGAGGGAUUCCUCUACACAUCAGAUGUGUUCACAGCAGAGUGUAAGUUUAAGGAGUCUGUGUUUGAGAACUACUACGUCAUCUACUCGUCCACGCUGUACCGGCAGCAUGAGUCUGGCCGGGCCUGGUUCCUGGGCCUCAACAAGGACGGAGUCAUCAUGAAGGGAAACCGAGUGAAGAAAACUAAACCCUGCUCACACUUCGUCCCCAGACCCAUCGAAGUCUGUAUGUAUAAGGAGCCGUCGCUGCACGAGCUCGAGGAGAAGCUGCAGAAAUCCUCGCGGAGCCCGACGAUGAACAGCGAGGAGCGGGGAGGGAGCCUGGAGGGUCAGCAGCAGCAGCAGGAGGACUCCACAGUGCAGGACGGGUCAUAGCCUGCAGCGCCCCCCACAGGAGGAGGAGGAGGAGGAGG